Molecule: messenger RNA, 585 nt
Organism: Bipolaris oryzae ATCC 44560
Lineage: Eukaryota; Fungi; Ascomycota; Dothideomycetes; Pleosporales; Pleosporaceae
Exons: 2
Coding region: 1-585 (194 amino acids)
Source: RefSeq, a predicted model, not a curated record
AUGGCUUUUGAAGAUUCCUGUGGACACGAAAAGAUUGGCAGGAUCAUCGCAAAUAUGGAGGCACUCCUCCCUUCAGCAUCGAUAGAGCGCAGGGACUACCUACGAUGCCGCACUACAUACGGGCUCCUCUCCAUAACAUACAAGCGCAUCAACGACUCGAACAAUCCCGAGAAAGAAUACCAAGAAUUGCAAGGCGUCGCAAAAGACCUACGUCACCGCCUAACCAACCUCGACCUCUCUAGAAGUCUUUCGCGCAAAUUCCAAGCCCUCCUCGACGGGCUCGAAGCGGGAAUCGACGCCGCACUCAAACCAGGCGUGACGAUUGACUUUGUGAUUCGUGGGCUGCGAAAUACGUUGGAGGAGACGCAUGAUACGCCUAUGGUGAAACGUGAGCCCGUCAAGAUGGUGCAUGAGGCGCGGCUGGAGAAGAUAAAAGAGGAACUGGCGGCUGAGUGCGAAAAGAAUCGCAAGCUUAAUGAGGAACACAAUUGGUUGGUCUUGGAGUUCAGGAAGGAUCAGGUCCGCGAGCGGUCCGGGACUGGUGGGCCGCCGUUAAGGAAGUUGAGUGGGAGAUUAGAGCAGUAG